GGCCGGCCGGAUUCUUUACACUGCAGCACAGAGGCGUUACACGGACGGAGCGCCCCUGCGAAAAACAUAAUAAGUCGGGUGACAUACAGAUCAGCAUCGCUUCUUUUUCUCAGAGCUUGCGGAAGCAGACAUUGUCAGGUUGAUCAAAGCCAGAAUUCGGGAACAGCUUUUGUCGGGCAAUUCCAGGAGUCGGUGGCUUUGAGCAUCAUCACAGGAUCCUCUCUUGGCUGGCGCCACACGCUUCGCCAAGGUCUAGCCCGCAGCUUGCACACUUUUCCGACCCAAAGCAAACAAAGGCGGGGGGUACCGACGUCUUUUGGAAUCCAAGAGGCUUCGUACUCUGCUCUGACAAGACACCUCGUUGCAAUUUUGGCUGGAGCUCCUCUCCCGAUAGGCCGUGGUAUUCCUUUGUCUCUCUCAGCCCCAGCAUUCUGAGGCGCCAGCCCUUCCGUGGGCUGUAAAUAGAUCGUCCUCCAUAUACAAUUGCCCAGCCAGCUACUCGACCGUCUUCCUGUGCUUUCGCGCAUAGUCGGGUACGAUGUCUCUGAAACAGGAAAUUGAGACCUGGGUCGCGGCCCUUGGUCGCUACGACAAUAAUGAGUUCGACGAAGCUCUUGCCGAGUUCGACAAGAUUGGCGAUACAAGCAAGAUUCUCUUCAACAUGGGUGUCAUCCACGCCACUCUGGGCGAGCACGAGAAAGCUGUCGAGUGUUACCAACGAGCCAUCCGAUUAGAUCAGUACCUGGCCGUCGCCUACUUCCAACAAGGCGUGUCCAACUUUUUGCUGGGUGACUUCGAAGAGGCCCUCGCCAACUUCAACGACACGCUGCUGUAUCUGCGAGGCAACAGCGUCAUCGACUAUGCCCAGCUCGGCCUUCUGUUCAAACUGUACUCGUGCGAGGUCCUGUUCAACCGAGGAUUAUGCUACAUCUACCUGCAGCAGAAGGAGGCGGGCAUGCAGGAUCUGGCGUAUGCUGUUAAGGAGAAGGUUGUCGAAGAUCACAACGUCAUUGACGAGGCCAUUCGCGAGGAAGCAGAGGGAUACACAGUGUUUUCCAUUCCCGUGGGCGUCGUAUAUCGACCAAACGAAGCCAAGGUUCGCAAUCUCAAAACCAAGGACUAUCUCGGCAAGGCCAAGCUGGUUGCAGCCUCGGAUCGAUCCAAUGCAUUCACUGGAUUCGCCGGUUCCGAGAUCAAAAAUGCCUUGACAGAAGCCAAAGACGACCGACCAAGCGAGAAUCUGUCCUUCGCGGCGACAAACCUGGUCAAGCCUGGCCUUCAGUCACGACGACAGCAGUCCGAGCCGCCGACCGAUCGCAGCAACGCGUUCCCUCCCACUCCUCCUCCGGAGAACGACCGUCUCAACCGGGGUGCUUCCGAACGGAACUCUGGAGGGAGAGGGAAACUUAGCAUCCAAACGCAAGAGCCCAGCCGGAGAUAUGAGAAGGCAAUCUCGCCACAAGAACGCUCUAGGCACGGGCGAUCGGCAUCAGCUGCCCCUGCGAGAGGCCUUUCGACGAGGGAUCCCCAGCGGAGACAGAGGCCUAUCGAGGAGGACUAUCCCUACGGCGACGAGCAAUACGACCCGUACGCCGUUGGACAGCGAGGAAGCAAGGGGUCUCGAUCGCGACAACAGCGAUACGAUGACCGGUACGACGACCGAUAUGAGGAUGAAGAGGACUCGGAAAAUGACUACGGCUCCUUUGACGAGGGCGAGUUCGAGAUGGUGUCCACGAUGCGACGCGGCCCCGGGUCGGUGGCGCGGCCCUCGCGUGCGGCGUCGCGACGACCGCCGGAGAUUCGCAAGAUCCGCGUCAAGGUGCACUCAGACGAUGUGCGAUACAUCAUGAUUGGCACGACGAUUGAGUUUUCCGACUUUGUGGAUCGUAUCCGAGACAAGUUUGGCCUGCGAAAGCGGUUCAAGAUCAAGAUGAAGGACGAAGACGUGCCAGAUGAUAUGAUUACGAUGGGCGACCAGGACGACCUGGACGUGGCCAUUCAGAGCGCGAAGAGCACUGCAAGGAGACAGAAGCUGGAUACUGGCAAAAUGGAGAUCUGGGUCAUUGAGGUUUAG
Trichoderma reesei QM6a is the source of this 2074-nucleotide messenger RNA. RefSeq lists its product as uncharacterized. Bases 539 to 2074 code for a protein of 511 amino acids. The transcript has 7 exons. The record is from RefSeq and is a predicted model, not a curated record. Gene Ontology annotation, molecular function: protein binding. Lineage: Eukaryota; Fungi; Ascomycota; Sordariomycetes; Hypocreales; Hypocreaceae.